Molecule: messenger RNA, 7284 nt
Organism: Acytostelium subglobosum LB1
Lineage: Eukaryota; Evosea; Eumycetozoa; Acytosteliales; Acytosteliaceae
Exons: 4
Coding region: 1-7284 (2427 amino acids)
Cellular component (GO): cytoplasm
Molecular function (GO): ATP binding; nucleic acid binding
Source: RefSeq, a predicted model, not a curated record
AUGAAUAUAUCAGAGGAUCAACAACAAGAUCAACAACAACAAGAUAUACCAGAGCAGGUUGAUGAACUACCAGUGGUGGACAUGAGAAGGAAGAAGGGUAGUUCACGUAGACAACAACAACAACAACAACAACAACAACUGGAGGAUGAACUGCAACAGCAACAGCAACAAGAUGCAGACAUGAGGAGGAUGAAGAAGGAGAAGCGCAGUGCACGUAAACAACAACAACAACAACAACAACAACAGACACAGCCACAACAGCAACAACAAGUUAACAAUCAACAAAGAGAUAAUAAUGUUGAUGAUAGUGCGAUGGAUAGCUUGGUCGCCAACACAAUGCAGUUGAGUAUUACUGUCAAUAAUAAUCAUCAUAAGGGUAGUAAGGAGGCAAGUCCGCCAAUUCCAGUGUUUAAGUCGAUGUACAAUGCGAUAAAGGGAUCGGUCUUCUCGGACUUUGGUACAUACGAUCGCUUCCUAAUCGAUGGUGAUGCGAUGAUUGUCCACCUAUUCUCUGUGCACUUCUCAACGGCUGGCGACAUGCUACUGGAUCCCGACCGUGCCCAGUCACUCCAGUUCUUCUUCUACUUUGAAUGGUAUCUGGACAACAUGCUCAACCGCAAUGGACACUUCCAUAUCAUCUUCAUGAAGAAGUCAUACCUAUUCUACAAGUCUCCCGUCCUUUUAUUACUUCGUAAUCAAUGCAUUGAGUACUACACUAAUCUGUUAGAUACCAAUCGUAAGACCAAUGCCAAGUUUGGUCGUAUUCAACUAUAUCAGUUUGAUGGAGAAUGGUGGCAACCAGAUGGCUUCCAAACCAUCGCACAAUACUAUAAGGACAACUUGUUCUCAUUCAUGUUGACCAUGUUCCCAACCAAAACAACCGCGACCCUCUAUGAUGACAACGCCUCAUUCUUAUUCAUGUUGCGCUCCAAUGAGGAGUACUUUGACUUCUUUGUCGAGUUCAGUGGACUGGUGUUUGACAGCAUCAACAUGCGAUCAUUCAUUUAUACCAAGCGUAACAUACAUCGAUUCAGGUCAGAGAGGAAUGUAAACUAUGUCAUCAACUAUGCCAAGAAGGCCGAACUCAAGCUGACAAAGGACUCAUCCUUGUCACCCGACAUCGACACUGAUGUCAUUGCCGGCUCAGUCGCGACCAAUCGUCGCAACACACUCUUUGUACUGGCACUCAUCUCGUACGUCUCGGACGACUCGAGGUCCGGGGCGUCGCCACACCAAGAUCGCAUGCAGUUUGCCAAGGUCUAUUGUAUGUACCUGGCGCUCAUGGAGCAUGUGCCCGUGGACCAGCGCAGCAUCCACUUCCCCGCGCUCAUGAAGGACGAGGAUAGCAGCAAGUAUCUGGUGCCAAUCGCCAUCAAUAUCGAGAGCCUCGUGGAGCAUGCCAAUAGACACUUGCGCGACAAUGUGGUCACGAGUGAGAUUGUGCGACACAAGGUCGAGCUCGACUUGCUCGACCACAAGCUGUUCCUUGUGGUGCUCACGCUGAUGGCGUCGCGCGCCAACGACCCCACGCAGACAUUGGACACCCUGUUUGGCAAGGAGCUUACGAACCAGGCACUGGCCAUCUGGCACUGUCUGGAUCCUUCGACGCGCGAUGAGUUUGUCGUGCUGCCCAAGGUCACCGUGCUACUACCAAGUGAAAUAGCCGUCGCCAUACUCGAGGAGAUCAAGACGGCCACCAACGAGAAUGACAAACACUCAAUCGACAUGUAUCGCGUAGAGAAUGACUUUAUCCGAGGAAUUAUACCGGAUCUCCCUCGUCUGGGCGCCAUCUUCAGCGCGGACAAGUGUGAGCAGCGGCCUCAGGUCACACAAUUCAUCGACAACUAUCACUGGCAUAAUGGCAAGCCGAUUGACCCCGACUCAUUCUCGCUGCAGAUGAAGCUGUCGGCUGCCAAGGAGAAGCAAUGGCUGAAGCGCGCAGGCUUCCAGCGAUAUGCCGACAGUUUGAACGACCCAAAACUCAAGAUCGUCAUCAAGGCCAACGCGGACAACUCUACCAGCACCAGUUUCACCUCGGUGCCCAAGAACAUGAACGAUGUGCACAUCAACCCAAAGACAUUGGAAAGGUCCAGGUGGGCCUCGGACACGAUCAAACUUUUGGACAACGUUGAGGUGCUCGAGAUUGUCAAGGGCCACUACAUUGAGCAUCUGGCCUUGCUCCGUCGUCAGCUGGACCAAGAAGUCAAGGCAGCCUCUGGCGCCACUGAGAAGAAAAAGAAGAGUGGUGGAUUGAUCGGUUUAUUCAAGGACUUAAUCAGUGGCACGCUCUCCUCAUCCAGCACCAAGUCAGCAGCCAAGAUCGAAGCAGCGAUGCUCGAUUUGAGGAAGCAGAUCUUCCAGCUAGUCCAGAAGUACCUACGAUACUACAUGGAACGUGCAGUAUUGACAAUGGACGACAACAUGAUCGGAGAGCACCUCUACCAGAUUGCUAUUGCACCGCCCCUCUCGAUGGACGACCUGGCCAACCAAGUGUCAAUCACAUUCAAUCUCGGCCACAAGUUGCUCGAGCACGUGUCCACCAGCGACUCAAUCGAGUUCCAGAUGAAGUACGCCAACGACACACUCAUCAGGAACAUCGACUCGCGUAAAGACGAACGUGUGAGGGACUUUGACCCAGACACCUGGCAGGUGGAGCUGCUCAACAUCGUGGACAAGAAUGAGUCCGCACUGAUCUGUGCGCCAACAUCGAGUGGCAAGACAUUCAUCAGUUUCUACGCUAUGGAGAAGGUGCUCAAGCAGUCCAACGACGGCGUGGUCGUCUUUGUUGCGCCCACCAAAGCCCUCGUCAAUCAGAUGUACGGCGAGCUGCUCAACAAAUACGACAAGCGCUAUCCUGCCGGCAGCAACAAGGUGGUGUCGGGUAUCUUCACACGUGACUGGCGCAAGGAUGUCGACAACUGCCAGAUCCUGAUCACCGUGCCCCAAUGUCUCGAGAUCCUGCUGCUCUCAAUCACCAACACGGUGUUUGUUCACCGCAUUCGCUACAUCAUCUUUGACGAGGUGCACAUGGUCAGCAACACCGAGAAUGGCUACACAUGGGAGCGUCUGCUCCUGCUGAACCCAGCGCCAUUCCUUGCGCUAUCGGCGACCAUUGGCAACCUGGACGCCUUCCACAAGUGGAUGGAGCGCAUAGAGCCCACCCGCCGUGUUCAUCUCAUCCAGUACCACCACCGCUUCAACGACCUCAAGAUGUUUGUGUACUCCAAGACUGAUGGCGCGCUGCCACUCAACCCGCUCAGCACCAUCAAGGCGCGCAAGUCCAAGACGUGCGCGACGCGCGCGCUCUCUGCCGAGGUCAGCUUCCUGAGUGACGAGUCGCUGGACAUCUACAACGCCCUCACUCGCCACUUUGGUGCCGACCAGACACUUAGCAUCAACCCGCACACACACUUCUCCAACGCGUCCAAGGACUCGAUCUACAACCUAAACAAGCGACAGGUGCAUUACUAUCAAGAGUCGAUAAAACAGUUCAUCGCGGAUGUGCAGCGCUCGGACGAUCCGGUGCGCCACGCCAAGCUAGACCUGGUGGUGCGCGAAUUCAACAUCAAGCGCACGCACUACCAUUACUACGACUGGGAGGAGAACAUUGCCGAAGUGCUAGUCGACCUUAAGCGUCGCGACCUGCUACCAGUCAUCGUGUUUGUGUUUGAUCGCACGCGAUGUGAGAACAUCGUGCGCAGGGUGGCCGACGACAUUGAGACGUUCCGAAACACAGACAGCUCGCGCAUUGCCAAGGAGCUCACUGCCGUCAGGAACUCCAUCCGUGCCAAGAUGGUCCCGAUCACAGACGAGGACGACCCUCUUAUUAUCAAACUGCGCGCACUCGAGAAGGAGAUGGCCGACAUAAACGGCCCAUUCUUUGGCUCAGUGACCGAGGACGACGUCGACGAGUACGUUAAGAGCAGCUUCUUCUCCAAGCAUCUCUCGCCCAGUCUGCUGCAGGGCAUUGGCGUGCACCACUCUGGCUGCAACAAAAUGUACCUGCGCGCCGUCGAGCAGCUGUUCCGCCAGAAGAAGAUCCAGGUCUGCUUCGCCACGGGCAGUCUGGCGCUGGGCGUCAACAUGCCCUGUCGCACGGUUGUGUUUGGUGGCGACUCGCCCUAUCUCAAUCUGAUGACCUUCCGCCAGUGCUCUGGACGUGCCGGUCGUCGUGGCCUGGAGAACCGUGGCAACGUCAUGUUCAUGGGCGUGUCCAAGCCCAAGGUGCAUCGACUGGUCAAUGGCAAGCUCUCCAACCUCAUUGGAAACACGGUUAUCUCGCCCAGUUUGACCCUGUCCCUACUCAGCCGUCACAACUACUCCUCGAUGCUGCCCGACAAGCGCAGUGCCAAGGCCGACACAGAGCUGCUGAUCAACGCGGCCAACAAACUGAUACAGCGAUCUUUCUUCCAGGGUGAGUCCCUUCAGUCGCAGUUCCAGGUCCACUUCUCGAUCGACUAUCUGUACCGCGAGGGAUUCAUCGAUCACGAGGCCAAUGCACGUGACUUCUCAGGCAUCGUCACUCAUCUGUCCUACCUCGAGCCGUUCAACUUUGUCCUGACCACGCUGCUCAAGGACGGUGUGUUUGAUCGCCUGCCCAAGGACGCCAAUGACAGCGACCUGGCUAUCGUCAAGAUCCUGGCGCACCUCUUCCUCACCAAGGCGUCGCCGCCCGACACCAAGUCCCACUCAAUGACCCAGUUUGUGAACCUGCCUGGCGAUGCCAGCCAGUCUAUCGCCAACCACAACAACCGUGCCAUCCCUGCCUUCCUGGGCUACAUCUCUGUGUACCGCGACCUCCAUAUCAAACCACCCGAGCUGCCCCUCUCCACAAUGUACAGCCUCAACAUCCACACCAAUCCAUCAGACUCGCGCGCAUCUGCCCUGCUGGCCAAGUGGCGCGAGUCCACCAAGGACAUGCAUCCAGUGUUCAUGUACAAGAAUGGCAUCCAGGCCAUGUCGGGUCUGCCCAACCUCUGCUCGUGCUACGCCGAGCUCAAGUACUUCCUGCCAUCGCAAUCAUUCUUUGCCACGUCGAUCAUACCAGUGUGCGAUCUGUCCAAAGUCAAGAUCAACUCGUAUCUGGUCGACUUCUUCCAGCAUGGCAAUGCCAUGGACCUGAUCACAAACAACAAGUUGCGACAGAGUGAUGUGUUCAAUCUGCUGCAGGACUUUGUGCUGAUACUCAAGACCAUUGCCACGGCACUGGAGCGCCGCCAGCCGGACCACCCCAUCACGCUGGCCUUCCAACGCGCCUCUCACAAGUACCUGGAGAAGUUUGAAUCGGCCUAUCCCAACGCCGAACUGGCCAAACUCUCAAUCCGCGAUGGCAACACCAAGCAGGUCGUCCAGUGGCCCCAACGUGCAGCUGCCGUAGGAGCAGUUCCAAGGUGGGUGGAGAAGAAGAACAAACAGGUCAAGCAAAUUCAAGCAGCGGCAAUGGAUGAGGUGUUUGAUCCAGCCAAUCCAAUGGCCACCAACCAUCUCAAGCCCUUCACAAAGAACCUUCAACCACAUGCCUUUUUCAAGGCAUUAUUGGUUGCCCAGGAACAGAACCAGGUGCCCGCCGAACACCUGGUCUACCACGCGACGCGCCUCUACUUCAGGGACAAUUCACUCUCUCAUAUCACCGCCACAUGGAUCAAGAAUGGACCCAGUAUGUUUGAGUGCCUCCUUAGCAUGUCAGAUAAGUCCGUUCACCAAGUGAUGAAAGCGCUGUGCGAUAUCAGAGACAAAGAAACCCCACCCUCUGCCUUACGAUCUUGCGUCAUUCACAUGGUAGGCCUGGAUGUGAGUGCGGACCACAUUAAGUCUUUGAAGGAGUGGGUCAAGUCGCACCCAGAGUACCGCGAACAGCGUAUCGAAGUGAACAUCAUGGUGCAAAAGAAGCAAGAGCGCUACCAGACCAUUCUCCGCACAGUGCGCAGUGCGGCCGAAGCUGGAGACUAUGAAAUGACCAAGAGUCUGCGCUCGUUCAGGGACAGCCCCAACGAGUUUGUAAGGGCAGUCAUAUACAUGCUCACACAGACCAACAACAUCUUUAGCCUGGACAACAUCGUGCGCAUUGCCACCAAAGCCUACUGUCAAUUUGAUACCUACGACAACAAGGUCAUGUUCAAGUUGUUCCGCGAUUGGAAGGUGUAUGACAAGUUGUUCUCGAUCAAUGAACGUGCUGGCAUUCUCUUCCUGGAGACCAUUACCGAGAUCGCAAACAAUGCCAAGUCAUUCAACAUGAUCGUAUUCAUGGGCCACUUGAUGCAACUCACAUCAUUCCCAGCGGGUAACGUGGAGGUCCGUCAAUGGCUCAUCCUCCACAAGUUCUCACAAGGCAAACUAAAGAAGUUGAGGCAAUCUCGCGAUGGUUCCAAAGCUAUACAGGUUGUGGACUACCAACCCGGCAUCUUUGACGACGACGAACAAGAGGAAGAUGAGGACCAAGAUGACCAAUCCAUUGAAGCACCAGCUCCUGCUCAAGUAUCAGUGACAUCCCCCUUGUUGACUCCCUCCAAUUUGUCCCAAGCCCUCUCUGCCCCUGUACCAAAGGCAUCCCCAGCUCUGGCUGAGUCAAUCCAGGACACCGUCCCUGCCCCUGCUCCCAUCCCACAAUCAACGCCAGUCCUCGCUCCUGUACCCGCCGAGUUUCAAGUUCAAGUCCAGCCACUUCUGCAGCCCUUUCUUGCCCCCGCCUCACCCGUUCAAGCCCCAUCAGCAUCCAUCUUAGCGACAAUGAUCAAAGUGUCCACCAAAUUGACAUUUAAUGCCGAUAUAUUGCAACGUGCUCAAUCAAUCUUUGGCCAUGUCAAGGGCAAGAAGCAGAGAAAGAGAGUAACAAAUGGAUAUAAGGCUGGGUUCAAGAAUCGAAACACUUCACCCGAGGUCUAUUGUCGUGCUGCAAUCGUCGCAUUUGUCCUGUCAUACCCUGAUGAGAAUGUUCACGAGCAAUUCUUCCAGAGCACCAAGAAGACGGAGAAGUUCGCCAAGAACAUGGAGGCUGUGGACAACAGACACUCAAUAGGAUGGAUGGUUGAUGAGCUCUCCAGCAUCUUCCCCAACCACUUGGAGGAGAUACUCAAACUCUUUGGACACGUCAUCUACAAUCACAAACACAGACCCUCGAUCAACAAAUGGUUGACCACCCUUCCACUCCCCGAUCAACAGCGUCUCAGCAUAUUCGUCAAGCAAGGCUUCUUCACCGACUCUGACUUUGAUAACACACGCACCUGGUUCCCCAAGAUGAAGUACCUCUUGCCACAUCCACCAUCAGCGCGUAAGACAAACAAGUAA